Heterocephalus glaber (naked mole-rat) is the source of this 2383-nucleotide messenger RNA. It is a transcript of the gene Spats2l, whose product is annotated as spermatogenesis associated serine rich 2 like. Gene Ontology annotation, molecular function: protein binding. Gene Ontology annotation, cellular component: cytoplasm. The record is from RefSeq and is a predicted model, not a curated record. Lineage: Eukaryota; Metazoa; Chordata; Mammalia; Rodentia; Bathyergidae.
GAGGGGCCGGCGCCGAGGAGCGGAGCGGAGCGCGCCGGAGAGCACCGCUGGGCGAGGGCCGAUCCUACGGGCCGAGAGCAUUCCAGGACCCAUACUACUUUCGGGAGCGCAUCUGCAAAUCCCCUGGUGAGUAGGUGGUCCUCUCCUUCUCUGUGACCGCCUCCGGAGACUGCAGCAGACUGACCUGCCUGACAGCCUCGGGUGGCCUCGGCUCAAGCUGCCCUGUGCUGGCUUAUUCCACUAGAAGCAAGAUGGCUGAACUCAAUACUCAUGUGAAUGUCAAGGAAAAGAUCUACGCAGUUAGAUCAGUCGUUCCCAACAAAAGCAAUAAUGAAAUAGUUCUGGUGCUACAACAGUUUGAUUUUAACGUGGAUAAAGCUGUGCAGGCCUUUGUGGAUGGCAGUGCAGUUCAAGUUCUGAAAGAAUGGAAUCUGACAGGAAAAAGGAAGAAUAAUAAAAGAAAAAGAAGCAAAUCCAAGCAGCAUCAAGGCAACAAGGAUGCGAAGGACAAGGCUGAGAGGCCUGGAGCAGGGCCCGUGCAGCCACAGCCCCUGGUGCAGAAUGGCCUGGUGGGCAGCUGCGAGAAGGACAGCUCGUCCACAGACUCGGCCGGCGAGAAGCCCGCCCUGCCCUCUCGGGAGAAGAGGAUCUCCAUCCUGGAGGAGCCUCGCCAGGUGCCCCACGGGCUUGCAGAAGGCAGCAAGCUACUACAGCAGAGACUGUCCUUAGAUGGGAACCCCAGACCUAUCCAUGGAGCUGCAGAGAGGUCAGAUGGCCCACAGUGGGCAGCUGAGCAGCCCUGGAGCCCAGGCAAGCCCAAGGCAAAAACGUCUCCUGUUAAGCCCAGUGCCCCUGCAGCUAACCCUGAGAUAAAACCAGAUGAGCUGGCAAAGAAAAGAGGCCCAAAUAUUGAGAAAUCAGUGAAGGAUUUACAACGCUGCACUGUUUCCCUGACCAGAUACCGAGUCAUGAUCAAGGAGGAAGUGGACAGCUCCGUGAAGAAGAUCAAGGCCGCCUUUGCCGAGUUACACAACUGCAUCAUUGACAAAGAAGUUUCGUUAAUGGCAGAAAUGGACAAAGUGAAAGAAGAAGCCAUGGAAAUCCUGACUGCUCGUCAGAAGAAAGCAGAAGAACUGAAGAGACUUACUGAUCUAGCCAGUCAGAUGGCAGAGCUGCAGCUAGCCGAACUCAGGGCAGAAAUCAAGCACUUUGUCAGCGAGCGGAAAUAUGAUGAAGAGCUGGGGAAGGCGGCCCGGUUCUCCUGUGAUAUCGAACAGCUGAAGGCCCAAAUCACGCUCUGUGGAGAAAUCACUCAUCCGAAGGCCAGCUACUCUUCCCGGACCCCCUGCGGCUCCCUGCUGCCCCUGCUCAGCACCCAUGCAGCCGCCUCGGGGAGACACAGUGGCUUCACCCGGAAGUCGCCCAACAACAGCAAGGGCCCUGAGGGUAAAGCUGCCAGCCCAAAGCUGGUGGCUGGCCUUCCCAGCACCAUGGAGCCCUCUUUCCAGGCCUUGCCGGUCAUCAAGCAGAAUGGACCUUCCAGCCAAAGACGGAGAUUUAACCCCCAGUACCACAACAACAGGCUCAAUGGGCCCACAAAGUCGCAGGGCAGUGGUAAUGAAGCUGACCCCAUGGCGAAGGGCAGCACCCGACACGAGCACAGAAGACAGCCCCACAACGGCUUCCGCCCCAAAAACAAAGGUGGCACCAAAAAUCAAGAUCCUCCCCUGGGGACAAAAACCCCCGAGGCCCUGACCCAUUCUGAAAAGCUGCCUCGGCGAAGGCAGCACACUGUGGACAGCUCUGAGGCCAGGCCUUUCCGGGGCAACGUUGGCCGUGUCUCACAGUGCAACCUCUGUCCCACGAGAAUAGAAGUGUCCCCAGACGCCACGGUCCUCUCAGUCCCUGCUGUGACGCUGGUGGCCUGAGUGAGGAGAUGGAAGAGCGGUCCCGCUCAGUUUGGUUCCCUGCCCGAGGUGCUGACCCCACUGGCUGCCAAAAGAGAAAUCAGUCAGAAUAUACAGACCCCGUAUGUUGUGUAACCCUCUCGUAAUCAGUUUACUAAUUCCAGUACCCAGCUGUGCUUGCUUCAUAACUUUCAUGGCUCUGCUUGAUCUGUUGGCACUUCCUCUCCUCAAGACUGCAGCAUUUAGCCAGGCAGUAUUUACCAUUUGUUAGGAAUCCGAGAUGUGGCUGGAGACCUAGGCCGUAGUUGUGAUGUCUGUAGUGAGUUCACGUGGAAACAAACCCUCAACUGUCAGACAAACACAGUCUGCUGAGACACAUGCGUUUUUGUAGAAUUUCACAUCUGGUGUUUUUCUGGAAAAAAAAAUAUAUACAUAUAUUGCUUUAUUUGAAACAAAUUAAAAUAUGCUGCAUUUGA